Messenger RNA from Hippocampus zosterae (dwarf seahorse), 2750 nucleotides. RefSeq names its product solute carrier family 5 member 11 (gene slc5a11). Lineage: Eukaryota; Metazoa; Chordata; Actinopteri; Syngnathiformes; Syngnathidae. The coding region runs from base 356 to 2479 and encodes 707 amino acids. Gene Ontology annotation, molecular function: D-glucose:sodium symporter activity. The transcript is spliced from 16 exons. The record is from RefSeq and is a predicted model, not a curated record. Gene Ontology annotation, biological process: transmembrane transport. Gene Ontology annotation, cellular component: plasma membrane.
CCCUUUGACAUGUCAUUUUAAACCAAUCAUUGCCACUGAUGAGCUGUCCCUAAAUGAUAAUCUUGCUCUCCUCCCUUUUGCACUUACCCCGGCCUGCUGUGCAUUUAUGACCUGAAAUGUAUCGCGUAUGCAUUAUGUAUUGUAUCUUUGAACACCGCUAAAUGAUAUAAAGACACAUUAUCUCCUCGGGACAAGUUGUGUGUUGGAUUUCCUGUUUGUGGAGAAAAUAACGAGGUUCAUUGCAUGCGUACUUGCAAUGAUCAUUUAUUUGAUACACUUGCCACGUGUGCGUUGUGUGCGCGAGGGGCAAUAAAUCUUUUACAAUUUAACUCAUGCCUCAGCGCGCACGUGUUGAAUGUGGAGUUUGAUCUCCUGCUGCGCGAAACGAGCUCGCUCAUUCACUCAUCCUCGGCGAAUUCCUGCUCGCGCUUGGUUGUCUCUGGCAACCCGCAGAGAGAAGACCUUAGAUCUUGCAGUCACUCAGCAAGGAAGCACCAUGUCUACGACACCGUCUACAGGCGGAGGAGGUGCUGCCUUUGUCGCCGUGGACGUAGUGGUACUGGGGCUCUAUUUCGUCUUGCUUCUGGCCGUGGGCUUUUGGUCAAUGUGGAAGACGAAGCGCAGCACAGUGGAUGGUUACUUCCUGGCAGGGAAGAGCAUGACUUGGUGGCCGGUAGGGGCCUCACUGUUUUCCAGUAACAUCGGUAGCGGACACUUAAUCGGGUUGGCCGGCUCCGGAGCAGCGGCGGGUAUCGGGGCAAUCGCCUACGAGUGGAAUGGAAUGUUCAUGGUGCUGCUCCUUGCGUGGAUCUUCCUGCCCAUUUAUCUGGCCUCCGGGGUAACAACCAUGCCGGAAUAUUUACAGAGGCGAUAUGGCGGGAGAAGAACGCAUUUGUUUAUAGCCAUCUUGUCCUUGUUUAUUUACAUCUUCACCAAGAUAUCGGUGGACAUGUACGCCGGUGUCUUGUUUAUACAGAUGGCUUUGAAGUGGGACAUCUACGUGGCUAUCGUGUUUCUACUGUCUGUCACUGCUCUCUUCACUGUAGCAGGUGGUUUGGCUGCAGUCAUCUACACCGAUGCUGCUCAAACGGUUAUCAUGCUGGGGGGAGCGCUCAUCCUCAUGGGCUUUAGUUUUGCAAAGGUGGGAGGCUGGAAUGCUCUGAUGGAGGGCUACUUCGAUGCCAUCCCAUCGGUUCGCGUGCCGAACACGACGUGUGGUAUCCCCCGAGAAGAUUCCUUCCACCUAUUCAGGGACCCGGUGGACUCUGACCUUCCGUGGCCUGGCGUCUUCAUCGGCAUGUCAGUUCCUUCCAUGUGGUACUGGUGUUCUGAUCAGGUGAUCGUGCAGCGUUCACUAGCUGCUAAAACGCUGAGCCAUGCAAAAGGCGGUUCCCUGCUGGCUGCUUACCUCAAGGUUGUGCCGUUCUUUGCCAUCAUGUUGCCCGGCAUGAUCAGCAGGAUACUUUUCACAGAUGAUGUAGCGUGUGCCGAUCCAGAGUUGUGCAAGCAGAUCUGCGGCAACCCAGUAGGAUGUACGGACACCGCUUAUGCCAGACUGGUCAUGGAGCUUCUGCCUGCAGGACUCCGAGGACUGAUGACGGCUGUGAUGAUUGCUGCGCUGGUCUCCUCCCUCACAUCCGUCUUUAACAGCGCGAGCACCAUUUUCACCAUCGACCUGUGGAAGACGUUCCGAUCUGGGGCGUCCGAGUGGGAGCUUAUGAUCGUGGGGAGGGUGUUUGUGCUCAUACUGGUGGUGGCAUCCAUUUUGUGGAUUCCUGUCAUUCAAGCCAGUCAAGGUGGGCAGCUGUUUAUCUACAUCCAGUCCAUCAGCACCUACCUGCAGCCCCCCGUGUCCAUCAUUUUCUUAUUGGGUUGCUUCUGGAAGAGGACUAAUGAGAAGGGUGCAUUCUGGGGCAUGGUUGUGGGUCUGACGAUAGGCUGCAUCCGGAUGCUGAUGGACUUCAUCUACCCGGCCCCGAUGUGCUUUGAGCCAGACGACAGGCCCGUCGUGGUCAAAUCGGUGCAUUACCUCUACUUCUCCAUGAUGUUGUCCUUCAUCACGCUCGUCGUGGUCGUGCUGGUCAGUCUGGCCACCGACAAGCCCAAAGACGAACAGAUUGAUCGUCUGACUUGGUUCACAAGAUUGAGCCCCGUGAAAGCCAAAGAGCAGCCCCGGGAGGAGGUUGCAAGUCACGAAAGGGCUGAGAUGGUGGUUACAGAAAAAGAAGGAGACAACAGCACAAGAAAAGAUUCGUCAGGCAAGGACUCCAGCAUGAGACGACAGUCCCGGCUGGUGUCUGCUCUCUACUGGCUCUGUGGGUUGAAUCCACAGAAAAAGGAGUCAAAGAAAAGUCCCGUGACGCCCGCGACCUCUGACCUCAGUCAACUGAAAGAAAAUCCACGUCUGAAACAGGUGCUCAACGCCAACCUGAUCAUGUGUCUCUCUGUGGCUAUGUUCAUCAUCGGCUACUGGGCUUGAGAGGCUGCCUUGCUCUUCUCGGAGGACUUUUCACCGAGGCCAUAAGGUUGUGUACACUAUUUUACGCCUUUCAAAUCAACAAAACAGUCAGAUGCGUAAUUCCAUAUUGCCAUGUUUUACUUCUUAAGAGUUAAAAAAACUUCAAUGUGUUGACAUACUGAGGUAUUUUCUUUACUGUCAAUUGUGUACAUUAGCCAUUUUCCCACCUUAAACAAAAUAAAAUUAAAAAACUGUUUUUAGUCAUGAGCUAUUUGGCAUUACAUGUUGAAAA